Molecule: messenger RNA, 2386 nt
Organism: Catharus ustulatus (Swainson's thrush)
Lineage: Eukaryota; Metazoa; Chordata; Aves; Passeriformes; Turdidae
Gene: ARMC6
Product: armadillo repeat containing 6
Exons: 8
Coding region: 141-1544 (467 amino acids)
Biological process (GO): hematopoietic progenitor cell differentiation
Molecular function (GO): protein binding
Source: RefSeq, a predicted model, not a curated record
AUCUGGGCCUCGGCGCAUGCGCAGAGGGGCAGGGCCGGUGUACGGUGGCCGAGCGGGGCCGUUCCGCGCUCGCCUUUUGUCCGGCGGCGGCCGGAGCCCAGCAGCAGGACACGGAGCUGGAUCCACCCCAGCACAGCAAAAUGGGCUCCAAGCAGAUCGCCCAGGAGACGUUCGACGAUGCCGUGCAGGAGAACAUCACCGAGUUUGAGAUGGACCCCGAGGAGGCUGUGAGAGAAGCUGUGCAGCAGUUUGAGUCCCAAGGUGUGGACCUGAGCAAUAUUGUGAAAGCUGUGCGACCUCCUGCCUCUGAGAACGGACAGAGGCAAAAGCAUCAAAUCCUGCAGACCCUGGACUCGCUGAGCAGAGCCGUGGCAGAGCUGGAUGAGGCCGAGCUGCCCCGGCUGCUCUCGGCCCUGGCGGCGCAGUGCAAGGAGCAGCUCGCCUUCCGCCACCUGGCCGGCCAGAACGGCGCCUACCCCGUGCUGCUCUCAGCCUGCCAGCUGGCUGCAGGAGACAGGAAUUUACUGCUGCAAGCCUUCUCCACGCUGUCUGCCCUGCUGGAUGGACAGCCCGACCUGCUGGAUGCUGCUGGGCAGGAGCUGCUGCUGCAGAGCCUGCGGGAGCGCGGCGAGGACGCGGAGCUGGCGCUGGCCGGGAUCCGCUGUGUCAGGCACGCCUGCCUCAAGCACGAGCACAACAGGCAGGACUUUGUCAAGGGUGGCAUCCUCCCUGUCCUCACCGGGGCCAUCACCCGGCACGGGGACAGCGCUGACGUGGUCAGGACGGCGGCCUCGGCGCUCAGGGUCAUGACGUUCGACGAUGACAUCCGAGUGCCCUUCGGGCACGCCCACGACCACGCCAAGAUGAUCGUGCUGGAGAACGAUGGCUUGAGAGUGCUCAUCGAGGCUGCUAAAGCCUUCAGGGGUAACUCAGGAGUUCUCAGCGAGCUCUGUGCCACCCUGGCCCGUCUCUCAGUCAGGAAUGAGUUCUGCCAGGAGAUUGUGGACCUGGGGGGUCUGAGCCUCAUGGUGACCCUGCUGGCUGACUGCAUGGAGCACCCGGACGUGGUGAAGCAGGUGCUCAGCGCCCUCCGCGCCGUGGCCGGCAAUGACAACGUCAAAGACGCCAUCGUGGCCGCCGGGGCCACCGAGCUGAUCGUGCUGGCCAUCAGCCACCACCUGGGCAACCCUCAGAUCUGUGAGCAGGGCUGUGCUGCCCUGUGCAUGCUGGCCCUGCGCAAACCCGAGAACUGCAGCGUCAUCAUGGAGGGCGGCGGGGCCCUGGCGGCUCUGCAGGCCAUGAAGGCUCAUCCCCGAGAGGUGGCUGUGCAGAAGCAGGCCUGCAUGCUGAUCCGGAACCUGGUGUCGCGCAGCCGGGACCUGUCCCAGCCCAUCCUGGCCAUGGGGGCCGAGCCGCUCAUCAGCGAGGCCCGAGCUGCUCACAGGGACUGCGACGACGUGGCCAGGGCUGCCCUCAGGGACCUGGGCUGCAAGGUGGAGCUGCGGGAGCUCUGGACCGGCCACAAGGGGAGCCUGGCUCAGUGACUCCUCCUCUCACCGAUCUGAGCCACCUCUGGAACCUACAAACAACAGCAUUGCUGCCCAGCUGGAAAUGGGAGAGCCUGCAGGGAAUUUUUUUUUCUUUUUUUCCCCCCUCGGGAGCUACAGCUGAAAUGGCUUUUCUGCAUUCACAGGCUGCAAAACCAACUGUGUGUAGUGAUCAUUCCUUGGGUCAUCUCAUGGCUGAAGGUGCUCUGCUCCCCCCAGGGCUGUUUGUGCUGCUCUGCUCCCCGUGGUGACAGCAGGAGUGGCUCUCUCCUCGCACAGUUUGGCUGCUGGCUCCCGUUUGUCAGGGGCUGGAUGAGGAGGAAUCCCCCAGUUUGUGGAUGUGCUGUCCCUGUCCCAUUCCCCUCUUCUUUUACUCUUGUGUCGCCGCUUUGUCUGGGAUUUUUUUCCGCCAGCAUAAAAAAACCAACAACAGAAAAAAAAACAAAGUAAGGAUUUGGGAUGAUAUCCAAAGGAACUGCUGGAAUCCAGGAGGAAAGUUCAUGUUGUUCUUCAGAGCGAGGAGCAGGGCAGGGACUGGCAGUGGGGGUGGGAAUUCCAGAGUGGCUGCAGGAAUCCCAGCCCUGGAUCCAGGAACGCUUCCAUUGUAGUGAAGAGGCCGAGAACCUCACGGACUUGAGGCAAAACUCUGGAUUUGUGGGCAAAGCAAGGCCCAGAAAGGCUCUGAAGUCUCAGCUCAAGGUUUUUGUGCCAGCCCUGCUCUGGUGCUGAGCCUUCCUCCUCCUCCUCCUGCGCCGCUGCCGCCGCUGUUUUUGUGAGUGGAUGUUUUUAAUGUGAUAUUCUCUGUAGAAAUGGUGACCUUAUAAAACAUACAAACCUUC